Messenger RNA from Pimephales promelas (fathead minnow), 787 nucleotides. Lineage: Eukaryota; Metazoa; Chordata; Actinopteri; Cypriniformes; Leuciscidae. The record is from RefSeq and is a predicted model, not a curated record.
CAUGCUUAGGUAUCAACAUAGAAGCAGGUAGCUGGUAAAAAGAUUUGAAAACACAAAUAGAAAUGCAUUAAGGAACGUUCUUGCAUUUUUAAUAGCCGUCGCUUUGUCCGUAAAAUGGAAUACAUCAUCUCCUGAAAAGCGUCUUUAUUCCUGUUUUAGAUAGCUAAUUCGUUGCUCGAAUAAAAAAUCUCAAGAUAAAAACAACAGUGUCUCGCAAAGCCACGAGGAAAACCUUUGGUCCUGACCAUUUAAAAUCAUGACAAGGUAUAACUUUUUAUUGUGCUUAACGGUGCUUAUUUCUUUGGGACUGUCCGGGAGCGACGAGCCGGACCUCUUUCUGCCCCCCGAGAGCGAGAUGUCCUCGGAUUCUGGAGUCUCUCUUUUUGAUGUAGAGGAUGUGGACUCUCCUGAGUGUUCCGCGUGCGUUUGGAGAGAACAGAGCAAAGUCUUACGGCUGGAAACAAUCAAAUCACAAAUCCUUAGCAAACUGCGCUUAAAACAAGCGCCCAAUAUUAGCAGAGAGGUGGUUAAUCAGCUUCUUCCCAAAGCACCUCCGCUGCAACAGCUCCUGGACCAUCAUGACUUCCAGGGGGACGCAUCCUCCCUAGAUGAUUUCUUGGACGCCGAUGAGUAUCACGCCACCACCGAGUCUGUCAUCACCAUGGCCUCAGAGCGUGGAACAGAGGGUGUGGGAUACGGCUUCACAGCGGCCUCGGAAUACACACUGCUGUCCGCUGGCAAUAAGAAAGGUGGUCAUGAGUGGCAAGGCAUUGCGUGUGUGGCAUGA